AUGGUACUGAAGUGGGACGAUGCCGUGACAGCUGCCAGACACUGCCGAGGGCUACAACCGGGCAAGCAGGUGACUGUCCUGGAUGAAGUUGACUUCGCUGAGUAUUCGGCGAGAGACCAGGGCCGUCUCCUCAGCAUCAAUGUGCCGGCGCAGCUUUGCACGGUCCAGUUCAGAGGACGCCGUUUGCCAGUAGAGGUGCCUGUCCGGCACUUGCGGCUCAGUCAUGCGGAUGAGCUUACAGAAAGCCCCCUAGCUGCAGAGAAAACGCGGCCCAGUUUCGAAGCCAUUUUUAUGUUUUACACAAUAUCCACCAGCUCCGGCAACGGCUGUGAUGGGGAGCUUCGUAGCCGCAUAGCCGUAGCGCCCGGACCGCAGCGUCAGUCGGCAGAGGAAGCACCCACCUUCAGAGGAGAUGCGCAGAGAGCGGCGGCCGGCAAGGCUCUUGUCCACAUGUGUCCGUCCCUCUUCACACCGUUGAUUCUCAAUAGGUUCUCCAUCGUGCGGAAGCGCCUUCAUGAGGAGCUCUGCGCCAGCGAUUGGAGCGACUGGAAGGAUCUCGCUCGUGGGAGCCCUCAGGGCCCACGGCGAAGUCGCAGCGAUUCCUCGGGCUGCCGUGGGCCGCAGGUCACGGACGACACGAAUCUGCAGCCCGGGGUGGCGGCUCUUCGUGACAUGUUGUUUGUAGCAGCCCAGCCGCAGGACCAGCUGGACACGCCAUCAACGGUUGCGACCGACUCCCCAAUCGACAUGAUCUGGUCCCCGCGGCAGCGUUGGGUCUACGAAGGUCCUGCCCAGCUUGUCACGGAGCUACCAGGUGCCUGCAGAUCACCGCGUCCCGACAGCGCCAUGACACCGCCGCGCAGGACAAGAGCUUGGCUGAGCAACCCACCCUUCUCACACCGGGUCGAGCCGCAGAUACUUCUGCCUCCCCACACCUCGCCUCCACGAUAUGCAGGCCUGCGCCCUCCAGGAAACCUGCUGGGCAGCAUCUCUACUUUGCCCACAGUCACCACAGCCAGAAUAAAAGACUCGUCGUCAAAGCAAGCCUCUGAUGCUGGGCAAGAAGAUGGUUCCAGAUCCGCCGAUCAGGCCUUGGCUCAGCAAAAGCACGGCGCUGCACCAGAGACGAGCCCCAGAAGAAAACCAGAGCUAAUGUUGGAGGCCAGCAACAUCACGGUAGACCCCGAGCCUGACGUUCGCCGAGAAGACGAGGCUUGCAGCUCUGGCAGAUCCCCCAUCCGGCAGCAGAUUGACCAGAUUCAGGCUGAGUCGGCAGAGGCAUUGAGGCUGUUGGGAGCGCAACGUCCGGAUCAGUUCUUCGGGGAGAUGCCUGUAGAGCUGGAAGAGGCGCAAAGGGACGAUGGUGAGGUCCAGGCGGUCGAGUCCGACGACUUUGGCUCACGCGGUGCGGGCUUCGUUGCUCCAGAGGCGGCUUGCGCUGCUGCAGAUCCAGUGACUACUGCGGGCGACGCAGAAGACGAGGUGCCGCUGGGCGAGCCCCAAACGGCAGAGUCUGAAGAAGUUGGCUCAGACCGCGCGGGCUUGGUUGCUGCAGAGGCAGUGAGCCCGGUGUGGAAUGCAGAGCCGUAUGCAGGCCAGGGAGAAGACGAGGCGCAAAUGGACGACGGCGUGGUCGAGUCCGACGACUUUGGCUCACGCGGUGCGGGCUUCGUUGCUCCAGAGGCGGCUUGCGCUGCUGCAGAUCCAGUGACUACUGCGGGCGACGCAGAAGACGAGGUGCCGCUGGACGGGGGCGAGCCCCAAACGGCGGAGUCUGAAGAAGUUGGCUCAGACAGCGCGGGCUUGGUUGCUGCAGAGGCAGUGAGCCCGGUGUGGAAUGCAGAGCCGUAUGCAGGCCAGAGAGAAGACGAGGCGCAAAUGGACGACGGCGUGGUCGAGUCCGACGACUUUGGCUCACGCGGUGCGGGCUUCGUUGCUCCAGAGGCGGCUUGCGCUUCUGCAGAUCCAGUGACUACUGCGGGCGACGCAGAAGACGAGGUGCCGCUGGACGGGGGCGAGCCCCAAACGGCAGAGUCUGAAGAAGUUGGCUCAGACAGCGCGGGCUUGGUUGCUGCAGAGGCAGUGAGCCCGGUGUGGAAUGCAGAGCCGUAUGCAGGCCAGAGAGAAGACGAGGCGCAAAUGGACGACGGCGUGGUCGAGUCCGACGACUUUGGCUCACGCGGUGCGGGCUUCGUUGCUCCAGAGGCGGCUUGCGCUUCUGCAGAUCCAGUGACUACUGCGGGCGACGCAGAAGACGAGGUGCCGCUGGACGGGGGCGAACCCCAAACGGCAGAGUCUGAAGAAGUUGGCUCAGACAGCGCGGGCUUGGUUGCUGCAGAGGCAGUGAGCCCGGUGUGGAAUGCAGAGCCGUAUGCAGGCCGGGGAGAAGACGAGGCGCAAAUGGACGACGGCGUGGUCGAGUCCGACGACUUUGGCUCACGCGGUGCGGGCUUCGUUGCUCCAGAGGCGGCUUGCGCUGCUGCAGAUCCAGUGACUACUGCGGGCGCCGCAGAAGACGAGGUGCCGCUGGACGGGGGCGAGCCCCAAACGGCAGAGUCUGAAGAAGUUGGCUCAGACAGCGCGGGCUUGGUUGCUGCAGAGGCGGCCGGCACUACGGCCAAUCCAGAACCUGCUACUGGAGAAGACCCGGUGUCGAUGGAGGAAGUUGGCUCGGGCGCCGGCUUCAUUCUUCCAGAGGCCAGUGCCGCCGCCUGCACCGGAGAAGACAAGGUCGAUGAAGACAACGAUUUCGAUGAGAUGGAAGUAGAAAGUCAGCUGAGCAGCGACAGCUUUCGAGCAAGCCCUUCUCCAGAUGAGGCCGCUCUUAGGGAUGAGAGCUCGAGUGAAGCCUCCGACCUGGAAGACCAAGCCAGAUCUGAAAUUUCAGAGUCGGCACCACGAAGCAGAAGAGGGCCGACCCAGUCUCAACAGGAGGAGUGCUCCUCGACGUGGCGCUCGCAAACUUCCGGGCCUGCAGGGCCUUCGAGCCGUGUUUGGCAGGACGCCGUGAAGAAUCCUUGGGCACUGAUGCAAGCGAGGAGAGUUCCGGAUCUGCAGCACGAAGCAGCAGCAGCGAGGCACAAGACCAUCCGGAAGUGUUCACAGCUCAAGCUCUGGGAUGGCCUCAAGAGGAGGAAGCGGCUUCUUUUAUGGCUGGAAACCUCCAGGACAAGGUCAGCUUUCACAGCCUGCCUCGAUCUGCGAGUGGUACAGAAGCAGCCGAAGCCGUUGCUGCUGCUUGGUCUGCGGACGAAGCAAGCCCCGACGGUUCUUGGCGAUCUCUGCCACGAAGCCAUAGCAGCAGAAACAAGCAGGAAGCGGUCCGAAAUGAAGCGCUUGAUGGGUCACAAGAUGAGAUGGUCCUGGCUUUCGGACAGCAAGUCUCGCAGAAUGGAGGUGUCAUGCGAGAGACUACAGCGCUCACACCACAGGACGGAGGAGCAAGCCCCGAGAGCUCCGGAAGCCGCAGCAGAAGCAGGCGAAGGGAACAAAAGGAGGAGGCUGACCGCCACUAUGAUGCUGGGGAGUCUGCGACACGACACCGCGAUGGCAGAAGCAGGCGCAGUGAUGCGCCCAGGGAUGAGAUGGCGUCCGCCUUCGGGCCCGUACAGGAGGAUACUGACAUCCGGUCAGACGGACAAUCCACACCUUACUCGCAAGCUGAGGCGGGUGAGAAGAGCCCAGCUUCGCCUGCGCAGCCAGUGGCGCGCAAUGGCGCAAGCUGGCCAACAGAUGACACGCCGGCAGUGCACUCAGCUGCGCUACAGCUGCCUCAUGCUGCUUUUUUCGGCCCACUUGCCCAUUGGCCUCGCGGUGGAUAUUCUAGCUUCGCCGACCGUUCCUACCUGCAUCGAGCAGGGGGUUGAAGCCAAGGAGUUUGGCUGGCCAGCGAGCAGCGCAGCCUUCGGGCAACAUGCCGUUAGCGAGGCUGAGAGUCCAGAGCGGGUGAGAAGAGCCCAGCUUCGCCUGCGCAGCCAGUGGCGCGCAAUGGCGCAAGCUGGCCAACAGAUGACACGCCGGCAGUGCACUCAGCUGCGCUACAGCUGCCUCAUGCUGCUUUUUUCGGCCCACUUGCCCAUUGGCCUCGCGGUGGAUAUUCUAGCUUCGCCGACCGUUCCUACCUGCAUCGAGCAGGGGGUUGAAGCCAAGGAGUUUGGCUGGCCAGCGAGCAGCGCAGCCUUCGGGCAACAUGCCGUUAGCGAGGCUGAGAGUCCAGAGCGGGUGAGAAGAGCCCAGCGUCGCCUGCGCAGCCAGUGGCGCGCAAUGGCGCAAGCUGGCCAACAGAUGACACGCCGGCAGUGCACUCAGCUGCGCUACAGCUGCCUCAUGCUGCUUUUUUCGGCCCACUUGCCCAUUGGCCUUGCGGUGGAUAUUCUAGCUUCGCCGACCGUUCCUACCUGCAUCGAGCAGGGGGUUGAAGCCAAGGAGUUUGGCUGGCCAGCGAGCAGCGCAGCCUUCGGGCAACAUGCCGUUAGCGAGGCUGCGGAGUGGCCUCAAGAUGACAUGGCUCUGGCAUUUGGGCAAGAGACCUCGAAGGCCACAUCUUCGAGCGGUGUGUGGCCACAAGAUGUGAACGAUGAACCGCGCUCACCCCACUCGAGAGCCAAGGCGGGUGAGAAGAGCCCAGCUUCGCCUGCGCAGCCAGUGGCGCGCAAUGGCGCAAGCUGGCCAACAGAUGACACGCCGGUUGAAGCCAAGGAGUUUGGCUGGCCAGCGAGCAGCGCAGCCUUCGGGCAACAUGCCGUUAGCGAGGCUGCGGAGUGGCCUCAAGAUGACAUGGCUCUGGCAUUUGGGCAAGAGACCUCGAAGGCCACAUCUUCGAGCGGUGUGUGGCCACAAGAUGCCUUCGAAUGGCCGACCAGCCAAAGCCAGACACCAUCUGCAGCCAGCGGGAGUUUCCCUCCGUGGGCAAUUGAGGCAACCGUUGCCGCAGCCCCGGUGCAGCCCGAAGCAGGGCCCAAGGCCAGCGAGCCAGAGAAGAAACCCGCCGCGGCCUUUCUAGAAGAUCUGACGCAAAGUGCUUCACCAACGCGACCUACCCUGCGGAGGAGCGCUACGCAGGCUUCCAGCGAGAGUCCGUCCAAGCGAAGCAUCGGCGAGGAUGGAGCGCAUAGCAGCUCUCCCAGCCGCCGUGCCCAGCUACGACGGAGUCACACGCAGGGCGACAGCAUCUCGCCAAACCGACGCACCUCCACCUGGGGAACCGCGCAGGCUCGGUACGGCGACGAUAGUGGUCCCAACUUGAAGGAGGACAUGGCGCAGUUCAUGCCAUGGGGCGCCUAA
Molecule: messenger RNA, 5283 nt
Organism: Symbiodinium sp. CCMP2592
Lineage: Eukaryota; Dinophyceae; Suessiales; Symbiodiniaceae
Source: the annotation of a GenBank genome assembly